AUGGGGAGGCCAAGGUGUUUUUUGGACAUAAGCAUAGGAGGUGAGUUAGAAGGAAGGAUAGUAGUAGAACUCUACAACGAUGUUGUUCCUAAAACUGCUGAAAAUUUUAGAGCUCUCUGCAGUGGUGAGAAAGGCAUUGGACCUAACACUCAUGUUCCUCUUCAUUACAAGGGAUGCCGUUUUCAUCGUGUUAUCAAAGGUUUUAUGGUUCAAGGCGGAGAUAUCUCUGCAGGAGAUGGGACUGGUGGGGAAUCUAUUUAUAGCUUGAAAUUUGAGGAUGAGAAUUUUGAACUGAAACAUGAAAGGAAGGGAAUGUUAUCUAUGGCCAAUGCUGGUCCAAACACAAAUGGUUCGCAGUUCUUUAUCACGACGACUCGCACUUCUCAUUUGGACGGAAAACAUGUUGUAUUUGGAAAGGUUGUUAAAGGAAUGGGAGUUGUUCGUUCUAUUGAGCAUGUAUCAACUGGUGAUGCUGAGUGUCCUGCUUCUGAUGUUUUAAUUGUGGAUUGUGGAGAGAUUCCCGAGGUUGCAGAUGAUGGGAUAUGUAAUUUCUUCAAGGAUGGUGAUGUUUAUCCUGAUUGGCCAGCUGACCUUGAUGAGAGUCCUAAGGAACUUUCAUGGUGGAUGAAUGCUGUAGAUUCUAUUAAGGCUUUCGGAAAUGAACAUUUCAAGAAACAAGACUAUAAGAUGGCACUAAGAAAGUACCGGAAGGCUUUACGCUAUCUGGAUAUCUGUUGGGAGAAAGAAGGGAUUGAUGAAGAGAAGAGUUCGGCUUUGAGGAAGACAAAGUCACAGAUAUUCACAAACAGUGCAGCUGCAAAGUUAAAAUUAGGGGAUCUGAAAGGAGCACUGGUGGACACAGACUUUGCAAUACGUGAUGGAGAAAACAAUGCAAAAGCUCUGUUUCGCCAGGGACAGGCAUACAUGGCUCUUAAUGAUGUUGAUGCUGCGGAGGAAAGCUUCAAAAAGGCAUUGCAGUUGGAGCCAAAUGAUGCUGGAAUAAAAAGGGAGCUUAAUGCUGCUAGGAAGAAGAUUAACGAGAGACGUGAUCGGGAGAAAAGGCAAUAUGAGAAGAUGUUCAAAACUUCAAACAGCACUUCUGCAAAACCGACAACAAUAUUUCUUGUCUUUCUUCCCUGUUUCCAUGCCCUUUGGUUCACCUCAUUCUGCUUGGUGUUCGAUCCUGAACAGAGUAUAUCAACCACAAUAGCUAAUGCAUGCGUUCUCGGAGUUAACUUGGUAGAUUUAAACACGAAAAAGGGGUUGGUGAUAGUUUCUGGCUUUGUAGAUCCUUCAACGCUCCAAAGGGCCAUAACGAAGAUAGGGAAGAAAGCAGAGAUUUUGUCAUAUGAAAAGGAUCCCAUACUAGCCAAAAACAAACUUGAUAAAUUCAUUAGGAACAUGCAAAAAGAGUGUAACAUCAGUGAUGAGGAGAAUUGUUGUUGCUGUAAGGAGUCUAAGAAGGAUCAGAAGCCGGUACCUAAGGUGAGUGACGAUGAGGCAAUUUCUAUGCCUCCUCAGCCAUAUUAUGGCAUGGGAAGUAGUAAUGCACCUCCUGCUUGGUACGGGCACAGAAGCGUUGGUCCGAGAUUUUAUGGUCCUGGUUAUCAAGGGCUGCGGCCUAGGUAUGACACUCCAAUGGUGCCAUACAAUUACACGGGGAGACCAUAUGGUUAUCCAGGCUAUCAGCCAUCUGUUUAUGCUAGGUUGCCGCUGCAGCCAACACUCCCUCCUCCUCUUCCUCCGCCACCACCUCCGCCACAAAUUCCUUUGCCAAAUCUUCAUGCUGUUUACGGUGGGCAAAAAGAAGCACCAGCCGGCAACUCCAUGUAUCAUGCUUUCAGCGAUGAUAAUGUUAAAGCUUGCAGCAUAAUGUGA
This is a messenger RNA of Dovyalis caffra, 1878 nucleotides long. The record is from the annotation of a GenBank genome assembly. Lineage: Eukaryota; Viridiplantae; Streptophyta; Magnoliopsida; Malpighiales; Salicaceae.